Scedosporium apiospermum is the source of this 1659-nucleotide messenger RNA. Its product is annotated as Ceramide glucosyltransferase. The record is from RefSeq and is a predicted model, not a curated record. The transcript is spliced from 2 exons. NCBI's taxonomy places the organism in Eukaryota, Fungi, Ascomycota, Sordariomycetes, Microascales, Microascaceae. Gene Ontology annotation, molecular function: ceramide glucosyltransferase activity. Gene Ontology annotation, biological process: glucosylceramide biosynthetic process. Bases 1 to 1659 code for a protein of 552 amino acids. Gene Ontology annotation, cellular component: membrane.
AUGUCCUCUGUCGUCGCGCUCGUUUUCGCAUACAUAGCUCUUAUAUGGGCUGUAGGCAUCUUCUUCGUCCAAGUUAUUGGCCUCAGCCGACUGCUCCGUUUCUUCACCUCCCCGCCGCCGCACCCCCCUGUGUCUCCAACUUUGACCCACGAGCGCGUGCCCCAUGUAACCAUCAUCCGCCCCGUUAAGGGUUUGGAACCCGAGCUAUACGAGUGCAUCGCCUCGACCUUUCGGCAGGAUUACCCCACAGACAAGCUCACCAUAUAUCUCUGCGUUGCCGAGACGCAGGACCCCGCUUAUCCCGUCCUGACGAAGAUCGUCAAGGACUUCCCGCAUUUCGAUGCUUGCGUGUUCGUCGAGGCCGACGAUCCUCUGUUGCACGGCGAAGAUGGGCAUAUCAACAACCUGGGGCCGAACCCCAAGAUUCGGAACAUUAGCCGCGCCUACCGUGAGGCAAAGGGAGACAUAAUAUGGAUUAUAGAUUGCAAUGUGUGGAUCCCUCGGGACACGACCGGUCACAUGGUUGACAAGCUGGUUGGGCUUGGGCCUGACGGACAAGCGGUUAAACCGUACAAGUUUGUCCAUCAGAUUCCCUUGGUGGUCGACAUCACGCCAGAGCUUCAAGGGCGAAACACCACCGAUGCGCAAAGCCUACUUUCCUCUUCCUCCGACGGGGACGCCUCCACGUCGUCUGCGGCGCCCCUCGCGAAGACGCCAUCUACCAAGAGCCGAUCGCUCAUCCAGCGGUUACUCGAGCACGGCGGUGGACGACUAGACGAGAUGUUCAUGUCGACGACUCACGCAAAGUUUUACAGCGCCAUCAACACCGUUGGCGUCGCACCUUGCAUAGUGGGCAAGAGCAAUAUGUUCCGGAAGUCGCAUCUUGAUAUGCUCACUGAUCCAGCCCAAAACCCGAAUCUGCCUAAUGACCGCGAGCACCCUACUGGGAUCGACUAUUUCUCAUCCUACAUUUGCGAAGAUCAUCUCAUUGGCGACCUCCUUUGGCGAUCCAAGAUUCCCGGCUUCGCCAACCAUGGAUUCGUCCUCGGAGACUUCGCCAUCCAGCCCAUGGAUCGCAUGUCUGUUGCGGCUUAUAUCGCACGCCGAGUUCGAUGGCUACGCGCCAGGAAGUGGACGGUCCUUGCCGCCACCCUUGUGGAGCCAGGUGUAGAAUCGCUCCUGUGCUGCGCGUACCUCUCCUUUGCGCUCACCACGGUCCCAUGGUUCAACAUCAACCUCGGCAUACGUAGCACAUGGAGCGCCAUGUUCAUCUCCUGGAUUUGCGGAGUUUCCGUUUGGAUGAUUGUGGACUGGUAUCUGUUCAACAGACUCCACACGGGAGGAACUGUCGCUGUUGAUCAGGACACUCCCUUCUUCGCGAAGGGCACUUCUCGCGCAGGAGGUGUUCCUAAGCGCAACUUUUUGGAGUGGCUCACUGCCUGGAUCGGCAGAGAAGUCCUCGCCCUGCCGAUCUGGACGUGGGCCGUACUUCUCGGCGCCACUAUAAACUGGCGCGGAAACAAUUUCCGCGUUCGCAUGGAUAUGAGUGUCGUUGAGACGGACCCAGUGCGACCCACGGCAAGAAGUCGAAGUCCGCGCACUUUGACACCAGAGAUUGAACUGGGUCAGUGUCGAAGGGGUAAGAAUCGGGUAGAUUGA